AUGAGCCAGGUCCCUAUACACGACACCCCAAUACUCGGCAUGGCAGCGCGUCCCAAGGUUUCAAAGGCCGUCGAAUACGGAAACCCAGCCAACUUCUGGGUUGAAUAUCCUUCUGGUCUUAUGGACCUCACGCGUUCGCAGCAUCUCAUGGCUGAUGCAGUGGAACCAUCCUUAGUGGGCUCCGCACAGCUCGACAUCCCUGUGAACGGCGAUCGUACGAUCCGAGUCGACAAGUCUAAGACAGCUGCAGUAAUUAUUGACAUGCAGAACUUCUUCCUGCAUCCCGAACUCCGGAUCCAUAAAACCGGCUUGGAGUGUGUUGACCCGCUUUUGAAGCUUAUCACUCCUCUUCGAAAGCAAGGAGUAAAGAUACUUUGGGUGAAUUGGGGCCUCACUGAUCCUGAGCUGCAAACCAUCCCCCCUUCUUUGGCCAGGGGAUUCAGGAAGGGAGGGUUCGGAGGGUUUGGCACCGAAAUGCCUGGCAAUUUUGGCAGAUUGCUUAUGCGAGACGCUCGCAAUUCGGAGUUGUAUGGUCCCUUGCAAGGGGAGUAUUUGAAGGGACAGCAAGAGGGGACCGACGUUUGGAUUCACAAGAACAGGAUGAGUGGCUUAUGGGGCCAUCAGUCAGCAUUGGACCUCUACUUGAAGGAGAACGGAAUUACAACAUUGCUUUUUGGAGGUGUGAACGCUGACCAGUGUGUUGGGGGCACCCUCGUGGACGCUUACUUCCAAGGCUACGAUUGUGUUCUGGUCGAGGACAUCACAGCGACAACUUCUCCAGCCGGUGGACUUGAGAACGUCAUAUACAACGCUGGAAAUUCUCAAGGUUUCGUCACCAAUACGUCGAACAUCAUCAGUGCGAGCGGCUGA
Molecule: messenger RNA, 870 nt
Organism: Suillus paluster
Lineage: Eukaryota; Fungi; Basidiomycota; Agaricomycetes; Boletales; Suillaceae
Product: Isochorismatase hydrolase
Exons: 6
Coding region: 1-870 (289 amino acids)
Source: RefSeq, a predicted model, not a curated record